AUGGAGGCAAUCGAAGUCAGAACCAGCAGAGAUAAUGAGCAUACGAGCCAGGAUGAUGUCCGUGCAAAUUACGGCGAAGGUAGAGAAACCCGUACGGCUCAAAGCAAGUAUAGUCUGUUGUCGGAGUCCAAAGACAGCAUUUCAGCAGCAGAACAUGCCAGAAUGGCCAUUCUAGCAAUACUGCAAUCCUACUUGCACAACUUGCGCAACGGCAAUCUUACAACUGGAGAAGAACUUGAUCCAGACGUGGCAGCUGCAUUGGAGGACUUACUUAGCAUCACAGCCGAUAACGUAUCAGGUCUUUGUGUCCUUGAUCGAUGCGGAUCCGACUUGGGAAACAGCGUAGAGCUAUGCGAGCUGAGCGACGAGGCAGGUGUCGUUCAAGAAAUCAAGAGGUAUAGCAGGGCGUUGAUGGAAAGCGGAGGUGAGAUUCCAGAUAGCGUACACGAUGCUGCGCAGUCUAUUAUUUGCUGGACUAUGUUGUGA
Molecule: messenger RNA, 486 nt
Organism: Mollisia scopiformis
Lineage: Eukaryota; Fungi; Ascomycota; Leotiomycetes; Helotiales; Mollisiaceae
Exons: 1
Coding region: 1-486 (161 amino acids)
Source: RefSeq, a predicted model, not a curated record